Mugil cephalus (flathead mullet) is the source of this 2659-nucleotide messenger RNA. It is a transcript of the gene mcoln3b, whose product is annotated as mucolipin TRP cation channel 3b. NCBI's taxonomy places the organism in Eukaryota, Metazoa, Chordata, Actinopteri, Mugiliformes, Mugilidae. The record is from RefSeq and is a predicted model, not a curated record. The transcript has 14 exons. Gene Ontology annotation, molecular function: NAADP-sensitive calcium-release channel activity. Bases 75 to 1820 code for a protein of 581 amino acids. Gene Ontology annotation, cellular component: plasma membrane; lysosomal membrane.
GUGUUUCACGUUUCCUUGACCAGACACAAGGCACAUGUUUAGCUCCACACGACAAAGCAUAAAUAUUUAAUAGGAUGGUGGACGUCGGUCGUGUUUCCGAACGCGAACUGCUAUUUAUUAUUCAACAAUGUGCAGCUAUUUCAGAUAUGGAGGAAACCAGCGACGUGUACAGAGUGUAUGAGGCAAACUCUCCCUGGUCCGAUCACGAGCCUCGGUGUCUGGAGAACCUGGACCAAGUGGAGUGCCUCAGAAGGAAGAUUAAAUACUACUUCAUGAACCCUUGUGAGAAGUACCACGCUCGCGGACGCAAACCUUGGAAACUGGUUCUGCAGCUUGUGAAAAUUGCCAUUAUUACCAUCCAGCUGGUGUCUUUUGGUCUCAGCAACCAGAUGGUUGUCACGUUCAGGGAGGAAAAUCUGUUGACGUUCAAACACAUCUUCCUGAAAGGCUACGUUGACGGAGGCUUGGAUACGUACGCCGUUUACAGACAAGCAGACGUUUACGAUCACAUCGACUACGUUAUUAAACAGUAUGAACAUCUGCACAACAUCACAGUGGGUAAUCAUGAAUAUGAGAAAAAUGGAAGUACGUACACUCCGCUGACUGUGUGUCAGAAUUUCUUCAAGAAUGGAUCAAUCUACCCCGGAAGUGAAACAUUAGACAUUGAUGUACAUGUAGAAACCGAAUGCUUCAAUGUUUACCCGAUAGCUCCACGAACACUGCGCGAAGCACUUCCAGAGUUUGUGUUGCAUUUCAAAAGGAUGAUCUCUGUGAGCAUCACGUUUGUCCUCAAGGCCAUAAAUUUGCAGACAGUGAGGUACAGAGAGCUGCCAGACUGCUACGACUUCGCCGUUACCAUUACUUUCAACAACCAAGUUCACAGCGGCAGGAUAAAGAUAGACCUGGAAAAUGACGUGAACAUCAACGAAUGCAGAGACUGGAAUGUAGCCGGAGCUUCUCCCAGGAACAUAUACCUCACUGUGCUGUUCGACUGCCUCAUCAUUGUAACGUGCAUCACAUCCUUCGCCCUUUGCAUGCGCUCCAUAAUCAACGGGAUUCAGCUGGAGUUAGAGUACACUCGCUACUGCAGGGAACACACGGCUAAAGAGGUGCCGUGGUCGGACAGGUUGGAGUUCGUGAACGGCUGGUACAUCCUGAUCAUCGUCAGCGACGCACUGACCAUCAUAGGCUCCAUCCUCAAGAUAGAGAUCCAGACGAAGGUCCUCACAAGCUAUGACGUGUGCAGCAUCUUCCUCGGCACAGGCACCAUGUUUGUCUGGAUUGGAGUCAUCCGCUACAUGGGCUACUUCAGGAAGUAUAAUAUUCUCAUCCUGACCCUCAGGGCAGCUUUCCCAAAUGUUAUCCGCUUCAUCUGCUGUGCUGGAAUCAUUUACCUGAGUUACUGUUUUUGUGGUUGGAUCGUCCUCGGCCCGUAUCACGAAAAGUUCCGCACCUUGAACACCGUGUCCGAGUGUCUGUUCUCACUGAUCAACGGAGACGACAUGUUCCCCACCUUUAAGAACAUGAAGCAGAAGAGCAGCCUGGUGUGGAUAUUCAGCAGAGUCUACCUCUACACUUUCGUAUCUCUCUUCAUCUACAUGAUCCUCAGCCUCUUCAUCACGAUCAUCACCGACACCUACGACACAAUCAAGCAACAGCAGCAGAGCGGGAUCCCGACAUCUGAGCUGCAAAAAUUCCUGUCGGUGUGUAAAGAUCUUCCAAACUCGGGCGUGUACAGACUGGACCAAAACAACAGCUUCUUUAACUGCUGCAUCAACAGAUGCAGGCGCGAUAGGGAGAGGCUGACUUCAGAGGCGUAGCCGGUCUUUAAUGUGGACACAUCAAGAGAGGCUCAACUGUAUAACCUGAUCAUUGAUGUGCACUUUAUAUUGUUUUCAGAGGAACUUGUUUGGUUGUUGUCUUGAGGUGGGCUCAGGCGAAAGAUAAUUAUGUUCAGUGCUGAAUAGACUGUGUGAUUAUAAAUAUGGGCAAUAAGGCACCGAAGUCACUGGUGUCAGUGUGACGCACUGAGAUGAGAAACACCUUGUAAAUACACUUAUUUAUGUUGAAACUGAAAAAAUGAAGGUAUAAAUUAGUGCAAAGCACAUCACUUGAAAAGACCCCAUGUUGCACACUCAAGAUAACGAAUCAAUAAAUAAUCUGAAGUGUAAAUUAAAUGAGAUUUUAUUUCUCCAUUGUCAGGAGAUGUUAUUGGUAUAAAAGCUAAAAUUACAUUAUUUUUUUCUCUCCCUUGCACUAGCGAAUUAACACAAUGCAGAAAAAAUCCCAUUUCGGUUUGUGGACAACACACAAACGACAUUUAACACUGUCUUAAAGUCUUCAAAAUCACUGUCUGGAGGCAGAUACUGUAAAUGGCUCCACUGGUCACCAGCUUAGCAGUGGGCUUUUAUUUCCCCAGAAGGGAUUUCAAAACUCCACCUCCUGCUGGAGAGGUCUGGGAGCAGUUCAAACUAAUAUGCACUGCUCCAGUUUGCUCAUCGUCAGACCCUUGUGUUCAUGAAAUGCAUCUAAUCCAUCACGAUCAAGCAGACAUCUCUUUGGUUUUCACCUCUAGUCUUUUAUCCACGAUUUGUAUGAGUGACUGGAUGCAAGCCUCCAGAGAAGGCAGAGGUCACUGGUGCAGAGUUGUCUCAUAAAA